This is a messenger RNA of Scleropages formosus (Asian bonytongue), 579 nucleotides long. RefSeq names its product LSM3 homolog, U6 small nuclear RNA and mRNA degradation associated (gene lsm3). Gene Ontology annotation, biological process: mRNA splicing, via spliceosome. Bases 25 to 333 code for a protein of 102 amino acids. Gene Ontology annotation, molecular function: RNA binding. The transcript is spliced from 4 exons. The record is from RefSeq and is a predicted model, not a curated record. NCBI's taxonomy places the organism in Eukaryota, Metazoa, Chordata, Actinopteri, Osteoglossiformes, Osteoglossidae.
GAGACUUCUGGGAAAUUUUAAAAGAUGGCGGACGAAGUUGAACAGCAACAAACAACCAACACUGUAGAAGAGCCGCUGGACCUCAUUCGACUGAGUCUGGACGAGCGGAUCUACGUUAAGAUGAGGAAUGACAGAGAGCUGAGAGGCAGACUGCAUGCAUAUGAUCAACACCUGAACAUGAUCCUGGGAGAUGUGGAGGAGACUGUCACCACGGUGGAGAUUGAUGAAGAGACAUAUGAAGAAAUCUAUAAGUCUACGAAGAGGAAUAUUCCCAUGCUGUUUGUUCGGGGGGAUGGUGUUGUCCUUGUGGCUCCACCACUCAGAGUGGGGUAGAUUCUGUUUGUAUGAAUUAUUAGCCUUUUUUUUCCUCAAAUCAAGAAGGAUUUACUUUUGGGCUGCACCCAAACUAAGCAAGGGUUUAAUAAACAUUUUGUUUAUGAUAAGUAUACGCAAAAGCAACAUAGUAAAGUUUUUACAGUUGGAAUUGAGUUUGGGGUUGUACUAUUUUUGUAUUUUUAGUUUGUUAUUGAAGUCAGUUGCAUUGUCUAUGCACAAUAAAAAAGCAAAAUCAGUAAAAAA